AAUGCCUUCUGAUCGGUGGCCUUUACGGAUGAUGGUGUCGUAAGUCUAAGUAGGGGAGGGAUGCUUUAUUUCUGUUGUAGUGGCUUCUUUUUGGACUCGCCUUUAAAGUGGGAUUUGGAAGACGUACGUUUUAAUGCAGUCGUUAUUCAGAUAUCACGACUUUGCUUUUCAGUGAAAUUAAGAGCUAGCUAGCUAUCAAGUUCAAAGGAGCGUUAUAUUUUACGGAUUCCGUGCAUGCUUAUUUACAUCUAAGUUAUAUCAGCUCAACUGGCAGACUAAUUAAAUCCUGUCUUCACCGGGAAACCAAAUGUAAAAUCCUGAUAAAUAUAGCGUACGCUAAAGUUGCAUUCUGUGAGCUAUGCCUCAUUAUGUUCUCUGCUGCCAUUGCAGAUGUUUGGCAUGCAGUUAGCCUAAACUUUCGACAAAAUGGAGAAAGAGCAGCGAAACGUAAUAGCCUUCAACGCAUCCAAAAAAGAACUGUUCACGGCUAGCAAUGGCUACAAGUCCCUGCAGAAGAAGUUACGCGCACAGUGGAGAAUUCAGAGUAUUAAAGAGGAGCUGUCUUUGGAGAAGCUUAGUGGUGUGCAGUUGUGGAUCACUGCGGGACCAAGAGAAAAAUUCACAGCAGCUGAGUUAGAGGUUCUCAAGCAGUAUCUCAGUAGUGGAGGACAUAUCCUGGUGAUGCUGGGUGAAGGAGGGGAGGCAAAGUAUGACACUAACAUUAACUUCCUUCUCGAGGAGUUCGGAAUAAUGGUUAACAACGAUGCUGUGGUGAGGAAUGUUUAUUACAAAUACUUUCACCCAAAGGAAGCACUUGUCUCCAAUGGUGUGUUGAACAGAGAGAUCAGCCGUGCUGCUGGUAAAACGAUAACGGGGAUCAUAGAUGAUGAAAGCACAGGAAACAACGCAGAGUUUCUCACAUUUGUCUAUCCUUUCGGAGCAACAUUGAAUGUGAUGAAGCCGGCGGUGGCUGUUUUGUCCACUGGCUCUGUCUGCUUCCCUUUGAACAGACCCAUUCUUGCCUUUUACGAUGUCAAGAUGGCGGGUAGGCUGGCUGUUCUAGGGUCAUGCCACAUGUUUAGUGAUCAAUACUUGGACAAGGAGGAGAACAGUAAAAUCACGGACGUUGUCUUCCAGUGGCUAAUGACCGAUAGUAUCCAACUGAACCAGAUAGACGCUGAGGACCCUGAGAUUACAGACUACAUCAUGCUGCCAGAUACAGGGUGUCUAUCGGAGAGACUACGAGUGUGUCUGCAAGAGGGAGAUGAGAACCCCAGAGAUUUCACCUCUCUCUUCGAUAUGUCUCUUUUCAAGCUGUCCACAGAUUCCCUGCCUCAUGUUAUCAGCACUUACAAGCAACUGAAUGUGAAGCAUGAGCCACUUCAGCUGAUCCAGCCUCAGUUUGAGACACCUCUGCCCACACUUCAGCCAGCAGUGUUUCAGCCAGCCUUCAGGGACCUUCCCCCUCCAAUGCUUGAUCUUUUUGAUCUCGACGAGACUUUCUCAUCUGAGAAGGUCCGAUUAGCACAGCUGUCCAACAAAUGCACCGAUGAUGACCUGGAGUUCUAUGUCCGCAAAUGCGGGGACAUCCUAGGGGUAACUGGAAAGCUGCACAGGGAGCAGAGAGAUUCCAAACACAUUCUGGAACACAUCUUUUUCCAGGUGGUGGAGUUCAAAAAACUCAAUCAGGAACAUGAGAUUGAUACAGCAGAAGCAGCAUUUUGUCCAUUCUGAAGGUGGCAGGGGAAAAAAAAAAAAAAAAAAAACGCUUGUCAUCCUUGCAGCAGCAGGACACUGGUUUGUAUAAAGGCUGAAUUUAUACUCUGUAUUGCAAAGUUGUUACCUUCCAAAUCAUUUUAUAACCAAAACACCGAAGUAAGGUCUUUUCAUUUGAGCAGUUAAUGUAAAUUGUGUUUCAAAAUGCAUGUCUUGUAAAAAAGAAAUAAAAAACAAAUGUUUUAUCA
Messenger RNA from Brienomyrus brachyistius, 1964 nucleotides. RefSeq names its product intraflagellar transport 52 homolog (Chlamydomonas) (gene ift52). Gene Ontology annotation, cellular component: cilium; intraciliary transport particle B; centriole. The transcript is spliced from 13 exons. The record is from RefSeq and is a predicted model, not a curated record. Gene Ontology annotation, biological process: intraciliary transport; cilium assembly. The coding region runs from base 427 to 1734 and encodes 435 amino acids. NCBI's taxonomy places the organism in Eukaryota, Metazoa, Chordata, Actinopteri, Osteoglossiformes, Mormyridae.